Ipomoea nil (Japanese morning glory) is the source of this 1509-nucleotide messenger RNA. NCBI's taxonomy places the organism in Eukaryota, Viridiplantae, Streptophyta, Magnoliopsida, Solanales, Convolvulaceae. The record is from the annotation of a RefSeq genome assembly.
AUGGAGGAAAUUCAAAGAUAUUUACAGCCAGAGAGAUCUCAACAACACAACUUCCUAUAUCCACUUCUCUUUCAGGAGUCUAUUUAUGCACUUGCUCAUGAUCGUGGUUUAAAUAGGUCGAUUUCUUUUAAAAAUACCGGGUAUGAAAAAAAAUUGAGUUUUCAAAUUGUGAAACGCUUAAUUACUCGAAUUUAUCAACGGAUCUAUUUUACUACUUAUUCUUCUAACAAAAGUCAAAUUUUUGGGCCCAACAAGAGUUUGUAUUCUAAACUGCUAUCAGAGGGGUUUGCUUUUAUUGUGGAAAUUCCGUUUUCUUUACGAUUCAUAUUAGAGCGCAAAAAAAUAUUAAAAUCUCAGAAUUUACGAUCAAUUCAUUCAAUAUUUCCUUUUUUAGAGGACAAUUUCUCACAUUUAAAUUAUGUAUUAGAUAUACUAAUACCCUACCCCCCUCAUCUGGAAAUCUUGGUUCAAACUCUUCACUAUUGGGUGAAAGACGCUUCUUCUUUGCAUCUAUUACGAUUCUUUCUCUACGAGUAUUGCAAUUUUAAUAUUUUCAUUACUCCAAAGAGGUCCCGUUCCCCUUUUUCAAAGAUAAAUCAAAGAUUUUUCUUCUUCUUAUAUAACUCUUAUGUAUGUGAAUACGAAUCCAUUUUUUUAUUUCUCCGUAACCAAUCUCUUCAUUUACGAUCAACCAGUUUUGGAGCCCUUUUUGAACGAAACAUUUUCUAUGGAAAAAUAGAAUGCUUUGUAAAAGUCUUUGCUAAGGAUUUUAAGGCAAACCUAUGUUUGCUCAAGGAUGCGGAUCUUUCCAUGCAUUAUUUUAGGUAUCGGGGAAAAUCAAUUCUGGCUUCAAAAGGAACGCUUCUUUUGAUGUCUAAAUGGAACUAUUAUUUUGUCAAUUUUUGGCAAUGUUCUUUUUGUUUGUGGUUCCAUACUGAAAGAAUCUAUAUAAGUCAACUAUCCAGCCAUUCCCUUGACUUUAUGGGCUAUCUUUCAAGUAUUCCACUAACCCCCUCAACGGUACGGAGUCAAAUGCUAGAGAAUUCUUUUUUAAUAAAUAAUGCUAUUAAGAAAUUCGAUACUAUUGUUCCAAUUAUUCCUAUCAUUGGAUCAUUAGCUAAAGCUAAAUUUUGUAAUGUACUAGGGAAUCCCAUUAGUAAACCGGUUUGGGCCGAUUUAUCAGAUUCUGAUAUUAUUGAACGGUUUGGGCGUAUAUACAGAAAUUUUUUUCAUUAUUAUAGUGGAUCUUCCAAAAAAAGGAGUUUGUAUCGAAUAAAGUAUAUACUUCGACUUUCUUGUGCUCGAACUUUAGCUCGUAAACACAAAAGUACUGUACGCGCUUUUUUACAAAGCUUGGGUUCGGAAUUCUUGGAAGAAUUCUUUACGUCGGAAGAACAAAUUCUUUCUUUCACUUUCCCAAACGCUUCUUCUACUUUGCGGGGAGUGUAUAAAAGGCGGAUUUGGUAUUUUGAUAUUGUUUGUAUCAAUGAGCUGGCCAAUUAUCAAUGA